UGGCCUAUAUAGGGGCUAUUGGACUCCAUACCAAUCCUCUUGCAAGACUCACAGAGAUGGCUUCAUCCUUAGAAUGCGCUGCUGCGGCUGGUGUGAACUCAAUGAAGAGUCCUUCGCAAUGCCAAGCACAUCUCUCCACAGGAUUUGCUGAUGCCACUUACGAGUCGUCCUCCUCUCCGCCCUCAGGCCAACCCGGAGACAAGGUCAAAGGCGCCGAAUUCUACAGAAAUGUUGUAAAGUACAUUUGGGAAAACCGGACAGAUUACCAUCUUGGAUGA
Molecule: messenger RNA, 278 nt
Organism: Acaulospora colombiana
Lineage: Eukaryota; Fungi; Glomeromycota; Glomeromycetes; Diversisporales; Acaulosporaceae
Source: the annotation of a GenBank genome assembly